AUGGACGAAGAUGCUCGCGAGAAGAUUCACAUAUUGGGUAGGCAUCAACAGAAUAUUGAAGAAUCAGUGUGCGCCGCUGUAAGGAUUGUCAAGAAGCCUCCAAUGAAAGUGAAGACGUUUUUGCAUUCAUGGAAAGUGGAAGACAAGCCGAAUUGGCUUCACAUUGACUACGCAAGGCCAUUGAAUAGUAAGAUGUAUCUUGCCGCGUGGUUGACGCUUACUCGAAAUGGUAAGUGUUUGGAUGCCUUUAUUGUCAACUGCAGCCCCAGAGAAAUUCGGGAAUCCACGAGUGAUCGUGUUGUAACAGGACGCAGUUCACAGCAAAGCAGUUCCAAGAAUUUUGUGAAGAGCAGGAAUCAAGCAUUUGCGCUGAGAAGGGCAUGGAAGGCAUUGGAAAUCAAGCUACCACGACUACGUCUUCGACAAUAA
Cylicostephanus goldi is the source of this 429-nucleotide messenger RNA. The record is from the annotation of a GenBank genome assembly. NCBI's taxonomy places the organism in Eukaryota, Metazoa, Nematoda, Chromadorea, Rhabditida, Strongylidae.